Messenger RNA from Impatiens glandulifera, 3127 nucleotides. RefSeq names its product serine/arginine repetitive matrix protein 1-like. The transcript is spliced from 12 exons. Gene Ontology annotation, cellular component: spliceosomal complex. Gene Ontology annotation, biological process: mRNA processing; regulation of mRNA splicing, via spliceosome. Gene Ontology annotation, molecular function: RNA binding. The record is from RefSeq and is a predicted model, not a curated record. Bases 206 to 2758 code for a protein of 850 amino acids. Lineage: Eukaryota; Viridiplantae; Streptophyta; Magnoliopsida; Ericales; Balsaminaceae.
GGUAGUGCAGAAGAGCUAGGGCAUGCGCGGCUUUUCAAGGCAGACCUGAAGAGAAGAGAAGACGCAUUAGUCGCGACCUCCUCUACAGUCCGGCUCAUUCCCUUCAAGUGCACGCCGUGAUUCCUCCUCUCUCCCUCUCUCUAUAAAGCUCACUUGUAUCAGAAAGGGAUUAUUCACAUCGCUGGAUCCGCUACAACCCUAGGAGAUGUCGGGUGGAUUCUUUCGAGGAACGUCGGCCGCACAGGACACUCGGUUCUCAAACAAGCAUGCCAAGUUGAUGAAAUCGCAGAAGUUCCAUCCGGAGUUGGAUCAUUUGGUGGAUAUCAGAAAGGUGAAGAUGGAUGUCAUGAAACCAUGGAUUGCCACCAGGGUGACUGAGUUUCUAGGAUUUGAGGAUGAAGUUCUUAUCAAUUUCAUUUAUGGUCUUCUUGAUGGAAAGGAAGUUAAUGGCAAGGAGGUUCAGAUUCAACUAACUGGAUUCAUGGAGAAAAACACUGGAAAAUUUAUGAAAGAGCUAUGGACCCUUCUUCUUAGUGCACAGCAGAAUUCUAGUGGGGUUCCUCAACAAUUUCUUGAUGCUAAAGAAGAAGAAACUAGGAAGAAGAAGGUUGAGACAGAUAGGAUAGCUGAUGAAAUUCAAAGGAAGAAAGAGUUGGAGAAAAAAGAUUCAGAGCCUGAGAAAAGAAGGAAGCUGGAAGACGAGGCUGAUUUCAGGGAGAAAGAUGAUCCAAGGUCAAGGCAUGAGAAGCAGGAAUCAAGUGCCCACUUUGCUGAUGAAGAGUUCAGUAAGAGGAAUGGCUCAAGAGGCAGGAGCAGAAUCACUCGUACCAGAUCAGUUAGCAAGUCUGUUUCCAAUUCCAGAAGUUACUCAGGGGAAAGACAGAGACCAAGAAGCACAUCUAAAUCCCCUCAGCCCAGAGGAAGAUCCAUUUCCUCUGAUAGGAUGCGUCACUCUAGGCCUAAGGGGAGAUCUAUUACACCCCCAAGAAGGCCCUCAUCACGCCGCUCUCGUUCUCCUAUACGCAGAAACUCAAAUUCUAGGCAAAGAUCCUCUUCACGAUCAAGGCGUAGAUCACGUUCUCCUCCAAACCGCAGGUUGCGUUCUCCUCUGAGGCGCAGAUCCAGGACUCCUGUUAGAUCAAGAUCACCAAUCCGCCGUAGAUCCCGAACACCUGUUAGACAUAGAUCUAGGUCACCAAUUAGGCGCAGAUCACCAUCUCCGGUUGACAGUAGAUCAGCUUCUCCUGUCCGUCGUAGGUCACCUCCUGUACGCAGGAGAACACCACCCUCUCCCUAUAGACGUAGGUCUCCACCUGCUUUUAAACGGAGGUUGCCAUCUUCUCCAUAUAGGCGUAGGUCACCAUCUCCAGUGCAACGUAGAUCAAUGUCUCCACCAAUGCGCAGAUCACGAUCCCCUGUCAGACGUAGAUCACCGUUGCCUCCUGUGAGGCGACGUUACCAGAGAUCUCCUUCUAGAUCUAGAUCUCCAAUUCAUUAUAAAUCUUCUGUCCUAGUCCGUAGGAGAUCGCCUAAGUCUUCCUCGGUUGAAGGAGAUAGUUCGCAAUCUCCAGUUCGCCACAUGUCUAAAUCACCUAUCAGGAGGAAAUCACCAAGACGUCAGAGAUCUCCCGUUCAAGAGAGAGAGACAACCAGGGCUAAUAGGAAGUUAUCUCCCAAUCAUAAAGGACACGAUUCUGCUAGGAAGGUACCUAUUUCUGUAAGAUCACCCCAGAGAAAUGUGAGGGACAAAGAAUUUUCUCCUAGGAAAGCACCAGCUCCCUUGCUUUCACCAGACAGUUCCCCAUCUCGUUCAGGAUCUACUCCUCCCACUAGGAGAACUUCCAGUGAAGAUCCUCCAAGUCCUCAUGCCAUUCCUCUGAAGGACCAUGUCCAACGUUCAAAAACUGGAGUAGAGGAAGAAGAAGCUAAGCAUGCCAGGGAGUAUGUGCAUCAUAGGAACAAGCCUGUGGAAAGACAACCAUCAUAUUCAAUUGCCACCGAUGAUCACAAGAAAACUUUAGAGAAGGAUGAUUUAAAAGGUAGCCGGAGGCAUACUGAAGCACAAAACCCUUCCAAUGGAAGGGAAGAAAGGAAGAACAGGGACAAUGAGAAACCCUCUAACAGAGAUUUUAGUGACAAUCAGCCAAAGUCUCCAGACGUUGAUAAAGAUGGUAGGCGUCAAGAGGGUAAAGAUGCUGAUGAUGCCAAAGGAAGUUGGCGCAAUGGAUCAGAAAGUAACGUGAAGUCAAUUGGACAAAUCGAUGAAAAAGAGAGUAGUGGGCCCAUGAAUACUUCUGGACUGCAGGAAAGUGAUAAACUUCAACCUGAAUUUGAGGGAAAAAGGAAAGAUGGUGGAAGGUCAAGGAGGAGGGAUGAUUCAGAUUCAAGUGAUAGCUUUGAUUCUGAAACUGGAAGGAAGGAAUCCGCCAAAAAGAGGAGAAGGAAGGAAGAAAAGAAACAGAAAAAGGAAGAAAGACGCAGGAGGAAGGAGGAUAAGCGUAGGAGGAGGGAAGAACGCAGUGAUGAGAAAAGGAAGAAAAAGCUUGUUGAUACUAGUACUAGUAUCAAACAGCUUUCAUCGGAUAAUGAGGAAAGUCGCGACUCUUCUGGUUCUGAUUUCGAACACAAAGCAAAAAAGGCUUCCUACAGGAGUGAUGGAGGGUUGUCAGAAUCUGAGCAGCAGAAGAAACUAGAGAUUGAAUUGAGGAACAAAGCUCUGGAAUCACUUAAAGCCAAGAAAAAGCGGUCUGUUCACUAAAUUUAUAUCCAUGAGUCAGGUCAGGACACAAUCAACUGUUACUUUUUGUUUUGUUUUGUUUUGUUUAAUCUCGGGUUCAAAAAAGGAUGGAGACUUUUUUAAUAGCUGCUUAAUGUUGUCUCUCUUUCAUUAUAGCAGCAGAAGUGGAUUAAUGAGGAUUUGCUGAGUGUAGUAUGCAGACAUUGCUGGUAAUAUUUGUUUCCUGUUGGUUUCUUUUAUAUAGACUCUGCCAGCAAUGUUUGCAUGUUUAAAUGAAUUUAUUAUGAUACAAUGGGACCCCGCAGUGUUGACGAUUGUUCAUUUUUAUCCCCCGAUACAUUGGCUUUGUUUGAACUUUUGAUGAUAUAAAUAUUCGGGUUUGUUUGUUUG